Molecule: messenger RNA, 2782 nt
Organism: Gaeumannomyces tritici R3-111a-1
Lineage: Eukaryota; Fungi; Ascomycota; Sordariomycetes; Magnaporthales; Magnaporthaceae
Exons: 2
Coding region: 494-2479 (661 amino acids)
Biological process (GO): transmembrane transport
Molecular function (GO): transmembrane transporter activity
Source: RefSeq, a predicted model, not a curated record
UCAACGGGAUCCAAAUCCAAACACACAACCCGACCACAAAAGCCGAGAUUCCACCUCGCGCGACGUGCAGAAACCAUGCAGCCUGUCGCCCCUUGCCCCCGACAAAUGCCCGGCACCGUUGGCGUGUCGACACUAUUUAUGGGCGCUGCUAGUGUCUCGCCCAGGCGUGAUCAGCGUCGAUCCGCCCGCGCCCUUCGUUGACGUCGUUGCGCUGCUAUGUCUUGUGGUGCCCAGCACAGACGCUAGCCCACUAAAGCCCCCCGCACCUCGGCGAAAAAUCCUGCAGCGUUGCAUUGAAGCGAGCGAAUGAUGAGCUCAAGCUCACGAAAUUGCCUUGUCCGGCUCCAGUUCCAGUUCUAGUUUCCCUACAGCGCAUCCCUUGAGCUAUCUUGGUACUAAUUGGCCUCGCGCAUGAUAGCCUCGACUGCCGACGCGACCCCCUCCCGUUCUCCGGCCGGCACCUGUUGCUGAGCCUUGCACUCCCUCCCCUGAGAUGGUGCACCCCAACCUGAUCGGCGCCGCCGCCGCGUCGGCGCCCGCUGCCUCCUCCGCGUCUCGACCCUCGGUUCGCCUGGCCUCGGGCUCCUUCCACGCCGGCUCUCCCUUUCCUUCGAUUACCUCCUACGACGAUGGCGGCUUUUGGGGGUCGCGCCGCCGCUCCUCGCUGGCCGCCAGCCUGCGCCGCAGCUCGGGCUACCAGACCUUCCCAACCGCCCCGCCCAAGACUCCCGGAGACCCCAACCGCUCCUUCGACGAUGCCGCAGGCUCCGACGCCGCCGACGACACCCUUUCCGACGGCGACGAGGCCGACGCCGCCGCCCACGUCCACGGCCCGACACCACUGCCCCUCCGACAGCUCACCCUGCUGGCCCUGCUCAGCCUCGCAGAGCAGACUGCGCUCAACUCCAUAUCGCCAUACCUGCCCACCAUGGUCCGCGCCAUGGAAGAUAUACCCGAGGACCAGACGGGGCUGUACGUCGGCCUUCUGGCAUCAGCUUUUGCCCUGGCGCAGCUGGCAACCAAUCUGAUAUGGGGCGCCAUGUCCGAUCGGGUUGGUCGCAAGCCCGUGAUGCUGCUGGGGUCCGCCCUGCUCGCCGCAUGCUUCGUCGCGUUUGGCUUUUGCACCCGCUACUGGCACAUGGUUGUUGUUCAUGUCGCCAUGGGCCUGCUCAACGGCAACGCCGCCGUCGUGCCCACAUGUCUCGGCGAGCUGACGGACCGCUCCAACCAGAGCCGCGCCUUCACAUGGCUCCCCGUGAUGUAUAGCAUUGGUGGCAUCACGGGGCCUGCCCUGGGUGGCCUUCUCGUCCCUGACGGCGCCGACUUGCUGGAAUAUGUAUACCCCUUCUUGCUCCCCAACGCGGCGUCUGCUGCCCUGCUGGUUGCUGCCGUCAUCGUGCUGGCUAUCUGGUUCGACGAGACUAUGGACGAGGCCGACCGCAAGGGUGACCUGCCCGGCUUUGCUUGGACCCGAUCCGUGGCUGCCCGGCUGUGGGGCAAGCCCGAAAACCCGCGCGAGCGUAUGGCUUCCUGGAGCACGAGGUGGCCGACGAGCUCGAGUCGACGUCAGGCCGGCACUAACGACUACGAUGAUGACCUUGACGAGAUCGAUCCGCUGACCCCGCUCGACGCGCCUGGGGGAAGCAGUGAAGGGAGUCCUCUGUUUGGCUCCCGGCGCGGGCACGAGCGAGUGGGGACUAACGCAUCUGCCAUCGACGCCGACGAUAAGCACUCGGCUUUUGGCCAGCGCUCAGUCUUCCGACAGCUGCUGAACCACCGCACCAUGAUCGUGCUGACGACCUACCUGGUCUUUCAGCUCGCGAAUAUUUCUUUCAACAGUUUAUACCCCAUUUUCGCCUCGGCGCCUAAGCCCACCGGUCGGGAGCUCUCGCCGGAAACCAUUGGGUUGCUUCUUUCGUUUGCCGGUUUCGCCACGAUACUAUUUCAGAUUUCCUUGUUCCAACCACUCAAGGCCCGAAUGGGCAACCUUCGAACCUACCAGUUUGCUCUUCUUGGCCUGGCCAUUAGCAAUGCUUUGAUGCCCUGGAUAGGAAGCGACGGGGACGAGCCUCUUUUUGGCCUUGGGACCGGCAAAGCCUGGCUAUACACGGAGCUAUGCAUUGUCCUCGUCCUAAAGAGCAUUUGCGCCGUUGGAGGGCUGUCCAGUGUUAUGCUUUUGAUCAACAACUCGGCCCCCUCGCACGAGACAUUGGGCACACUGAACGGCAUCGCCCAGACGCUUUCAGCCGCCGGGCGGAGCAUCGGCCCCUUUCUGUCUGGGGGUCUCUUCACACUGGCCAGCCAGGUCCGCCCACUUGGUGAGCUGUUGGCCUGGGGUCUGUUUGGGGGUGUCGCAUUGCUCGGCUGGUUUGGCAGUCUCGCCAUCCGAGGGGACGGCUUGGAAAGUGCGGACUGGGUGGGGGAGGACGAGGACGGGGGACACGAGUCCGGUGAUGAAGAAGCUGGACAUGCACCGUAAUGUAUAAUGGCGGCAGUUAAUGUAAGCGAUCAGCCGCGUGACGCCACCACGCCAAUUUGAGCUGGCCAUUCCGUGGCGACCAGAUGCUGUUGUCGAUAUUGCUUUAUGUCCAGGGUUCGAAGUGACCACGAGCAAAUUCAUUGUGCGCCCGGUGAUGGAGUCCAGCAACGCAGGAGAGAUUCAGCGGUCCGCUUGGAUAGCCACAACCUCAGCGAGAAGGCCUGCAGCAUAACCGUCUUUAAAUCAUUUCUAUUGGACAUUGCACCCUAGUUUCAACCUUGACCGACGGAGGCAGCUAUAUAC